AUGUGUAGCUUUAACUUAGUUUUGACCGCCUGGACGCUGCUCAGCUUGACGUCGGCGCUGUCCUUGCCCUCGCGCUACUAUUUGCCACCCAGGCAAGCAGCCAGCGAUGCAGCGCCACCGAUUAUAACCAAACAGUUCUAUACGAUAACAGCAGCCGAGGAGCCGGAGGAACUGCAGCCGCGCACCAAGCACUUGGUCAUCGGACGCGCCAGCACAAACUAUCGCGUCAUCUUUAUACGCGCGCCCAGCUCACAGAGCGAUCAGCUGCGCUAUACAGCAGAGCUGGCGCCCCAGGAGGAGCGCACCGUCAUCUAUGUGCUUAGCCGCAAGCAGCACGAGCUGCAGGCACAGGACAUACAAACGCCGUCGCAGCAGCAGCAGCAGCAGAGCCUAAGCAAGCCCGAUGUCUUCUUCAUCAAGUACAAAACGAAUGACGAGGCGGCGGCAGCGCAGCGCGAGAUUCAAACGCAGUACGAUCAGCUGGGCGGCAACACGGAGUUUGUGGCUCCCUAUGUGGCGCCAGCGCAGUCUGUGGUGGGCAGCCUCGAUGCUGGCUUUGGCUAUGCUUACCAAAAUCCCAACAGCGCUUGA
Drosophila busckii is the source of this 591-nucleotide messenger RNA. RefSeq lists its product as uncharacterized. The transcript has a single exon. The coding region runs from base 1 to 591 and encodes 196 amino acids. NCBI's taxonomy places the organism in Eukaryota, Metazoa, Arthropoda, Insecta, Diptera, Drosophilidae. The record is from RefSeq and is a predicted model, not a curated record.